Molecule: messenger RNA, 1467 nt
Organism: Chenopodium quinoa (quinoa)
Lineage: Eukaryota; Viridiplantae; Streptophyta; Magnoliopsida; Caryophyllales; Amaranthaceae
Product: 2-alkenal reductase (NADP(+)-dependent)-like
Exons: 6
Coding region: 139-1164 (341 amino acids)
Molecular function (GO): 2-alkenal reductase [NAD(P)H] activity
Source: RefSeq, a predicted model, not a curated record
AUUAUGAAAGCACAAAAUGAAGAUAUUUUUCCUUUUUUUUCACCUUUUCAAUUAUCACCAUAUAUCUCUUAUUAUUACUCGUAGUAUAGAUUUAUUAGUGCUUAUAUUGUGUAUGAUUUAGAGAGAGUUUUCAAAGAAAUGGAGGUGGUACAGAGUAAAGAAUGGCACAUGGCAGCCUACGCUAGAGACGGUCUACCAUCGUCGGAUCAUCUUAAGCUCAGAACUGUGAGCUUAUCCUUAGCCGUCGAUUCCAUCCCCGAAAAUCAUGUUGCUAUUCAGAGCCUUUGGAUCUCAGUUGAUCCAUAUUUGCGCUCAAGAAUGACUGGUGUCGAAGAGGAUGGUCUUAAUGUGUCCCAGUAUCCCAUUAACCAGGUUAUUGUAUCAUAUGGAGUAGGGAAGAUAAUUAGAUCAAAAGAUGCCAAAUAUAAGGAGGGUGACUUGGUGGUCUGCUCAGAAAUGCCAGUUGCUGAGUAUAGUGUAAUACCCUCUCAAGCUGUGACUACUAAAAUUGAUCCUGCCUUAGGGGUCAGCCCUUCGGAGUAUCUCAAUGUGCUUGGAAUACCAGGACUGGCAGCAUGGGUAGGAAUACAAGUAAUAGGGAAGCCAAAGGCAGGGGAGAAUGUGUUCAUUUCUGCCGCGGCUGGAGGUGUUGGGAUGAUUGCUGGUCAAUUGGCUAAAAUCAAAGGUUGUCGCGUCAUUGGUAGCACUGGAUCUGAUGACAAGGUGAGAUUAUUGAAGGAAGAAUUUGGAUUUGAUGAUGCAUUCAACUACAAGAAAGAAACAGAUCUUGAUGCUGCCUUAAGCAAGUACUUCCCUAAUGGAAUUGAUAUAUACUUCGAGAAUGUGGGAGGCAGAACUCUUGAGGCUGUUCUCAAUCAUGUUAAUACAUAUGCGCGUAUUCCACUUUGCGGAAUGAUUUCCCAAUACAAUAAGGUUUGGACAGAAAGGGAAGGAGUGAGAAAUCUAUUGAAUAUGGUGGGAAAGGAAGUUCACAUGCAAGGCUUCAUGUUACGGUCAUAUUUUCAUCAAUUUGGGGAAUUUGCAACAGAAGUGGGUGGAUAUUUGAAGGAACAAAAACUAAGCUCAAAACUUAAAAUUAACAAGGGUAUUGAAAGCUUUUUAGAUAGCAUGGCUUCACUUUUUUACCAGUUCCAAUGCUGGUAAGGUUGUCAUUCAAGUUUAAGUCAUAACAAGUCUAAAUGCUCUUUCUAUUGUGUGAUUUCAUGUUACAUUAAAUUGUGUUUGAGCAAACAAUAACUUGGUGCAUGGUGCAUUGUGCAUUCGUGCAAACGUCUGCCUUAGAGCUCUUUUUUUUUUUUUUUUUUUUUUGGCCAUGUUUGGUUUGUUGUUGUUUAUUGUGUAUAUUCUCGUAGUCGACCUUAGUAGGCUUACUUUGAUUGCGAGUAUUUUUUUAGGAACUUAUUUUUACUGAAUGUGAGUAAUUUUUUUUUAAAGUGAAGUGAAAAA